AUGGUCACUAUGGCUACUACUUUGUCCACCCUCUUGAGUCCAGUGAUGGGAGGCCAACUGGCCGACCUCGCCAGUCAAUACCCUGACAAGUUCGGGAACAACUGGUUCCUCAAGAAGUAUCCUUACGCAACACCCGCUUUUGUCAAUGCAUCGAUGUUGUUCAUUACACUCGUAGCGAUUUUCUUCUUCCUUGAAGAGACACAUCCCCAGAAAAGGGGUAGUCCCGACAUUGGUCGAGCAAUCUCGAGAAAGGUUUUCUCUUGUUUCUACUCUCAGAAAGAUACAAAGCCUUCAUAUUCAACAUUGGACGACGAGGACUCAACUGAAAUGGAGGCUGUGCCAUUCAUGAAGGGGGAUGACAGAGCAGGGGACAACGCGGACGACGAUGAUCCCAACAAAUCCGACGACGACUACGACGACCGGGAGCAAGGAAAGAAGCGAAUCGGAUCGCCUAACAACCCCGAGAAGAGCAAAGUUGCCCCAGUGCUUCCACUCCGACGCAUUUGGACCCGUAAUUUCAUCCUUAUGCUAAUCACAACUUCUAUACACGAUAGCCAUAUAGGGGCAUAUACUGUUCUCUGGACCAAUUUCCUCAGUGAUCCUCCGGCGACCGGUGCGAAGGAUUCCCUGCCCUUCCGAUUUUCGGGCGGUCCGGGAAUGACGCCGGCCGAGAUUGGCUUCACACUGUCGAUUGUCGGUGCAUGCGGUCUGCCGAUUCAGUUCUUCGUGUACCCUAAAGUCAUCCAUAAGCUGGGUGCUUUGAAAACCUGGCAGCUUUUCAUGCGAGGGCUACCCAUCAUCUACACCGCUGCUCCAUUCAUUGCCGUCGUCAGCAAGCUCACCAAAUCGGCGACGACUGAGCAUGGGCAACCUCCAGCCGUAUGGAUACUCAUUGCACUGAUACAAGUCGUACUGAUCUUCUGCGCGGUGUUCGUCACACCCACGGCGCUUAUGCUCACUAGGCUUGUUUGCCCUCACCCAUCGGCACUGGCGCGGACGAAUAGCAUCUCGUAUGUGGGUAGUGGCUUAGGUCGUGCUCUCGGGGCGUCACUUGGAGCCCUUGUGUACAGCUACGGGACUUCGCACUCAUUCACGGGCUUGGCAUUCUGGUCGGCAGCAGCUGUCGGCGUUUGUACGUGCUGUUUGGCCAUGUGGUGCAAGCAAGGCGAUGGGCACGAGAUUUGGCUUGAUGGAGAUGAGGAGUAA
Diaporthe batatas is the source of this 1206-nucleotide messenger RNA. RefSeq lists its product as uncharacterized. The record is from RefSeq and is a predicted model, not a curated record. Lineage: Eukaryota; Fungi; Ascomycota; Sordariomycetes; Diaporthales; Diaporthaceae. The coding region runs from base 1 to 1206 and encodes 401 amino acids. The transcript has 3 exons.